GCUCAGGUGCGGAGCUACGCUGCCCGGGCCGGGCGGGGAGGGGACGAACAGCGGAACGGGCGGGGCGGGGGCGCGGGUGGCGCUGAGGAGGGGGUUACGCCGACGACGUCGGCAGCGCGAGGCCUCGCGCGUGAGUGGUGCGGGCGCUGGGCCUGGCUACUGAGCUUUCGUGGUGGGCGAGCAGCAGCACGUCGACGCCGGCUCCUGGAGGAGCGCGGCGGGGAGGUGUCGGGGUUAGCGGAGUAUUCGAUUGCGGCCCCGGCCAUGGAAGAGACGCAGCCGCUUCCGCAGUCCGAGCUGCAGCUGUGCGAGAGCCUCAUCAUCUGGCUGCAGACAUUCAAUACUGCCGCACCUUGUCAAGAUGUGAAACAGCUGACUAAUGGAGUUGCCAUGGCACAGGUUCUUCAUCAAAUUGAUGUAGCUUGGUUCAACGAGUCUUGGUUAAGCCGAAUUAAGGAGGAUGUUGGUGACAACUGGAGAAUAAAGGCUAGUAAUUUAAAGAAGGUACUUCAAGGAAUGAUGAGUUAUUACAGUGAGUUUUUGGGGCAACAAAUUUCUGAAGAACUUAUCCCUGAUUUAAACCAAAUAACUGAAUGUUCAGAUCCUGUGGAACUUGGGAGGUUGCUCCAGCUUAUUUUAGGUUGUGCAGUCAACUGUGAAAAGAAGCAAGAACAUAUUAAAAAUAUAAUGACACUGGAAGAGUCUGUUCAACAUGUGGUCAUGACUGCUAUUCAAGAGUUGAUGAGUAAAGAAGCACUGAGCUCUCCUGCAAGUGAUGCUGUUGGAGAAUUAGAGCAACAGCUUAAAAGGGCCCUGGAAGAGCUUCAGGAAGCACUAGCAGAAAAAGAAGAACUGAGACAAAGAUGCCAAGAGCUAGAUAUGCAGGUGACUGCACUUCAAGAUGAAAAGAAUUCACUAGUUUCUGAGAAUGAAAUAAUGAAUGAAAAACUUGACCAGUUGGAUGGAUCAUUUGAUGAUCCAAAUACAAUGGUUGCGAAAAAGUUUUUUCAUGCACAGUUACAACUAGAACAAUUACAGGAAGAGAACUUCAGGCUUGAAGCUGCAAAAGAUGAUUACCGUGUUCACUGUGAAGAACUUGAAAAACAACUAAUUGAAUUUCAGCAUAGGAAUGAUGAAUUGACUGGUCUUGCUGAGGAAACAAGAGCCCUGAAAGAUGAAAUAGACGUUCUUAGGGCUACCUCUGAUAAAGCAAAUAAACUGGAAUCAACAGUUGAGAUAUAUCGUCAGAAGCUACAAGAUCUGAAUGACCUUCGGAAGCAGGUGAAAACUUUACAGGAAACUAACAUGAUGUAUAUGCAUAAUACAGUCAGCUUAGAAGAAGAAUUAAAGAAGGCAAAUGCAGCACGUACACAAUUAGAGACAUACAAGAGACAGGUUCAGGAUCUACACAUUAAACUGUCCUCUGAAUCCAAAAGGGCAGACACACUAGCAUUUGAAAUGAAGCGGCUUGAAGAAAAACAUGAAGCUUUACUUAAGGAAAAAGAGAGACUAAUAGAACAGCGUGAUACUCUGAAAGAAACGAAUGAAGAACUUCGAUGUUCACAAGUACAACAGGAUCACCUAAACCAAACAGAUGCAUCUGCUUCAAAAAGUUAUGAGAAUCUUGCUGCUGAGAUUAUGCCAGUGGAAUAUAGGGAGGUGUUUAUUCGACUGCAACAUGAAAAUAAGAUGCUUCGUUUACAGCAGGAAGGUACUGAGAACCAACGUAUUGAAGAACUUCAGGAGCAGCUAGAACAGAAGCAUCGUAAGACAAAUGAAUUAGAAACUGAGCAAAGGCUGAGCAAAGAGCGCAUCCGAGAAUUGCAGCAGCAGGUUGAAGACCUCCAGAAGUCUUUACAGGAACAAGGCUCCAAGUCUGAAGGAGGAAGUUCCAGCAAACUAAAGCAGAAGUUGGAAGCUCAUAUGGAAAAACUAACAGAGGUACAUGAAGAAUUGCAGAAGAAACAAGAGCUCAUUGAAGAUCUUCAGCCAGAUAUAAACCAGCAUGUACAAAAGAUCAGUGAACUUGAAGCUGCUCUUCAGAAGAAAGAAGAAGAUAUGAAAGCAAUGGAGGAACGAUAUAAAAUGUACUUAGAGAAGGCAAGAAAUGUAAUAAAAACUUUAGAUCCCAAAUUAAAUCCAGCAUCAGCUGAAAUAAUGCUACUUAGAAAACAGUUGGCAGAGAAAGAGAGAAGAAUUGAGAUUCUGGAGAGUGAAUGUAAAGUAGCAAAAUUCCGUGAUUACGAAGAAAAACUCAUUGUUUCUGCCUGGUAUAAUAAGAGUCUAGCAUUCCAGAAACUGGGGAUGGAAUCUAGACUUGUGAGCAGCAGUGGUGCUUGCAAAGACACUGGCGCAUGUCCUCCUGCUCGGUCCUUCUUAGCACAGCAACGGCACAUCACCACCACCAGAAGAAAUCUCUCCGUUAAAGUUCCCGCUACAACAUCUGAUUAAACUACAAAAGAAAACAUAAACAGAAGUGCCCUUAAAAUAUUUUGUAUCUUUCCCCUAACAACCAGAUUGAAAAAGAAGUUUAUGAUGCUGGAUAUCAGCUCCUCAAAAUGCAUGAAAUUAAUUUUGCUGGCUAACUUUGAAAACAAAAUAGAGAAUUAGCUAUCCCUCUCAGGGAGCACAUUUGAAUAAUUGGAAGAUGUAAUCAGGCACACAUCACAAACAUCUGUGUUUUGAGAGUAUUGUAAUUUGAAAUUGACUUUGUAUAUUUUAGUGUUUUCAGUUGUACCAGUAACUUGGUUAAUUUGCAAUGUGUAAUCAGUAAUACGUAAUUUUAAAAUAUAUCUACAUUUGCUUUAUUGUUUUGGUCCAUAUAAAAAAUACUCUUAAGGUAGGCACAUGUAGAACUAUACAAAAAAAUGUUAUAUUUUUUUAUUAGAUAUAUACAAGGUUUUACCUCUAUUCUCUAAUUCUGUCAUUGAAUGGGUAUAUUUUGUCAUGUAAUGGAAGAUAUAACAUUUGGAAGAUUCGACUAUUGAAAUGACUUUGCCAUAGUAAAGUGACUAAUUGAAAAUUCUGCAGAUUCAGAAGACGUCAUACUUCCCCGUGGACCUGCUAUAAACAAGUGCUUUUGUACAGCAUGGUUGAAAUGUGAAGUGUGCGGACAUAAACUGACUGUUUAAGUGGUGACUUUGAUGGGGAAAAAAGCUGGGAAAAAAUGUACUUUGUGUGAAACAUCCACAUACUCUUUAAUAUAAUUAAUGAAGAUUACAAUUAUUUUGCUUGUAAGCAUAAAUUUUUCAGGGUUUUACCCCUUCACUGAAAAGAGAUGGUGCAGUGAUGAAACAAUUUGGAAUCAAUUUGAUGUUGUUUACUAAUUAAGGAAUCUGUGGUAGGCUGAGUUUAUGGUAUUCAGUUCAUUUAAACCCAAAGCUCUUUAUUUUCAAAGGUGUUACUUUCCCUCUUUUUUUGGUUAUUUUUAAGAGUCACACUUUGGAAUUUUAAUUUAGUUGAGUAAAAUAUGUGUUGUCCAAUAUUGUAGCCACAAACCAUAUGUGGUAAUUUUAAUUAAAUUAAUUAAAAUUAAAAAUUAAGUUCCUUGGUUGCACCAGCCACAGUUCAAAUCAAAUGCUCAAUAGCCAUGUUGGCUAAUGGCAACAGUAUUGGAAAGUACAGAUAUAAAAUAUUUCCAUUAUUGCAGAAAGUUCUGUUGGACAGUGCCACACUAAAACUUUUUUAUAGUAACAUAGAAAUAUUCAUUGAUGUUAGACCACAAAAGUAAAAAGAAGAAACAGGACAAUUUCACUAUGAAAAGGAAUUAAAUUGUGACAUAACUAGCAUCUUGCUUUCCUUAUAGUUGGAUACCUUAUGUUGUGACGUUAGUAAUCUUUCCCGCACUGUUUAACAACUACAUACCUAUCAGCAGAAGUCUAGACCAGGCAGGGGUCAGCAAGCUUUCUGUAAAGAGACAGAUAGUAAUUAUUUUAGGCAUUGUUGGCCAUAUGAGCAAUAGCAAGUACUCAACUCUGCCAUAAAGUAUGAAAGCAGCAGCCAUACACAAUAUGUAAACCAAAUAGGCGUGGUUAUGUUUCAAUAAAACUUUAUUUACAAAAACUGGUGGUAGGUCAGAUUUGGCCUGCAGGCUAUAGACCUUGGGUCUAGAGUUUAUUUUUAACCUUUCCUUGAAAAUAUGAAUAUUGUUUCAUUAACAGUAUUACUCAUUUAGACACUUGGUUUUUAGAUUGUCUACCAAUAAAUUUUUUUAAUCACUGAAAAUACAAGAAUUUCAUACUGCAUUUGGGUCUCUGAGAUUAGGGAGCAUCUUGUCAGGAUAUUUUGUUUUAUCAGGGUUACUUCUGUUGACUACCUCUUAGAUUUUGAUGUCUUUUUUCAGUACAGGUAUAUUGUUUGUUUGCAUUUUUGUAUAUUAUUGUAGUCUCUGCUUGCCUGUGACUUUUAAUGAAAUGGAAUAAGCCUUUGAAAACAUUUUAGCAUGCCUAUUAAAAUUUUCUAAGUAUUAUGGCAUUUUGGUAUCUUUUGGUCAAUGUAAGACAUCUGCCCUUUGGUAUUUACUACUUGCUUAUAAUUGAGAUUUUUACAAGCUCUUCAGGCUCCCUUUUAAUGGAAUUUAUUGUAAAACAUCAAUUUCAAUAAAUUAGUAUUUUCACAUUUCAACUGCUCAUAAAUUUUUGAUGGUUAUACUAGAGAUUUCUAAAUAAUUCAUGCAAUUUAUGAAUAAAGUCAAAGCUGGAUUCUUUUUUUCUUAAUGGAAAAAAAGCAAAUUUUUUGAUUUACCACUUUUCUAGUUCAUAAGUAGAAUUUAAACUGCUUGAUAUAUGUAUACAAGACAUGUAAUUUAAAGUUCUGUAUUAUUGUGAUUAAUCAUAAGGAAAUUCAGGAAAUGAUCAGAAGUGAGAUUCUUUCCCACAUCUGGUUAAUAUAGUGAGAUUGACACCCUGUGGGUGGUAAAGCAUUAUAACUAUUCAUCAUAAACCAUGAAUUAUACAUGUCUGUGUUGUGAGGCUUAAGUGCAUAUACCAGGGAAGAGAAAUUUAGCAUUCAUUUAUGUGAUAAGGAGUUGAAUGUCCCAGUGAUAAUAAGUAAAAUCACAGAUCAAUUUAAAUAUGAUCUUUAAUUUUGAGCAUUUGCUCUAAAAUUAACAUUUCUUUCUCUUUUUAAAAUAAAAAAUGUAUAUACAUAUGGCAAUGAUGUUUAUCCUGAGAUUGACUUAAUGUAUUGAGAAAUAUUUUAGGUUCACUCUAUUUUUUCAAUGAACUAAUGAUAUAGAUGAAGAAUGACUAUGUCUUGUCUGAAAACAUUAAAUUGGAUAUCCCUUCUUAAGAUGUCAUCUUGGAUACCUGGAGUGCUAAUUUCAAUGUUACAUAAUGCCUGCACUUCUGCACCUGUUUCUGUGUAGUGGCACAUCUAGCUCUGGGGGGUGGCUUUUCGAGCACAAUACUUCUGUGUUAGGUUCUCUAUAUGUAUAUUUAAUGAGAACCAUUCCUAUGUAAAAAUGUGUGUGUAUGGUUGUAUGCAUACAUUCUUACUGUGAACCUGUACAUUGGAAAGUGGUUUAGAAAUUUGUAAAGCGCUAAAGCACAAUCAUUAAAAAAAAUAGCGUGUAGUUAUUAAACAUGAUGUACUUUAAUGUUUAGUUUAUAAAAGGUUCUUUCUAUUUUCUAUGGCAAAGACUUUGACAUUUGAAAAAUGGAAGCAAUACUUGAUUUAUUUUUGUAAGUAUUUAGGAUAUUAUUUUAAAUAAAUGACUGUCCAAUAACAGUAUCAUAGUUGUAAAGUGUUUUAAGUAAAUAAACUUCCUGGUUCUGUGUCU
Molecule: messenger RNA, 5779 nt
Organism: Hipposideros armiger (great roundleaf bat)
Lineage: Eukaryota; Metazoa; Chordata; Mammalia; Chiroptera; Hipposideridae
Gene: HOOK1
Product: hook microtubule tethering protein 1
Exons: 22
Coding region: 265-2451 (728 amino acids)
Biological process (GO): cytoplasmic microtubule organization; cytoskeleton-dependent intracellular transport
Cellular component (GO): cytoplasm; centrosome
Molecular function (GO): microtubule binding; dynein light intermediate chain binding
Source: RefSeq, a predicted model, not a curated record